This is a messenger RNA of Engraulis encrasicolus (European anchovy), 1140 nucleotides long. RefSeq names its product stonustoxin subunit beta-like. Bases 1 to 897 code for a protein of 298 amino acids. Lineage: Eukaryota; Metazoa; Chordata; Actinopteri; Clupeiformes; Engraulidae. The record is from RefSeq and is a predicted model, not a curated record. Gene Ontology annotation, molecular function: protein binding. The transcript has 6 exons.
AUGAAGCAGCUCUCACUGACUCAGGAUCCCAUUCAUUUCCUCAAGAACGUGGUGUCCAUCAGUGGAAGGCCUUACAGCACUGGUAUAACCAGCGUGACCUGUAGCAAGACCUUCUCCUUUGAGCACCUGAAGAAAUCUGUGUCUGCACUGAAGACGCAGCUGGAGGAGAAACUAGAGUCAGUCUUCAAGCAGGAGAUAGUCAAGAUAUCUGAAACAGCUGUGAAAAAUAUCCAGAUCAUCGAGAGCAUACAUUAUACGGAUCCUGAACUCCCUGUCAGAAGAACACACAGCAAGGAAGGCCUGCCACCACACAUGUCUGAUGGCCAGGCUCUCAUUGCUGAACCAGUGACCAGAGAGGACUUCUUACAGUAUUCCUGUCACUUCACUCUGGAUCCAAACACAGCACACAGAAACCUCCCCCUGUCUGAGGGGAACAGGAGGGUGGAGUGUAGAUCUGGGGCCCAGUCAUAUCCUGAUCAUCCAGACAGAUUUGAUGUGAAUGCUCAGGUGCUGUGUAGAGAGGGUGUGUCUGCACGCUGCUACUGGGAGGUUGAGUGGAGUGCGGUUGUUGGCAUAGCAGUGUCAUAUAAAAGCAUCAGCAGGAAAGGGAGGGCUGAUAACAGUGUGUUUGGAUGGAAUGAUCAGUCCUGGAGCCUGGUUCUCUCCAGCUCCAGCUCCAGCUCCUCUUUCCAUCACAAUAAUAAAGUGACUAAACUCCCUCUAGUGGCCAGCUCCAGAAUAGGAGUGUAUGUGGAUCACAGGGCAGGAACUCUGGCCUUCUACAGCAUCAGGGGAGACACAAUGACCCUCCUGCACAGAGUCAAUACCACAUUCACACACACACUCUACCCUGGGUUUUGGAUAAAUCGUUAUGGAUCAUCAAUAAAGCUGUUGUGAGGCUCCACCCCCUACAGAGAAAGGCUGCUCCUAUGGGCACAAGACAUAAGCAACACACACACACACACACACACACACACACACACACACACACACACACACACACACACACACACACGCACACUUUGUAUUACGGUACAAUAGUAAAUGGUCCUGUAUUUGGGAUUUUGUGUGCAGAGUGUGUAACGUAAUUCUUUCUCGUCUUUGUACAAAUAUCUGUUCCUAUGCUCGUGAAAACAGGCA